AUGCCUGUUGUGCAGCUGCAGUUCAUGGCGGACGGGGCGAAGAUGCAGCGGCUGAUGGAGGAGGAGGGCGAGCUGGCAACGCUCAUCGACAUUCUCUUCAGCAGCCUCGACACCGACGGCAGCGGCACCAUCUCCUCCUGCGAGCUCAAGCCCGCGCUCUCCACCAUGGUAGCGGCGGGUAGUGAGAUGAAAGCAGCGCUCUCCACCACGGGGCAGAACAUGGGACUGCACACCCUCUGCCGCGAGUAA
This is a messenger RNA of Closterium sp. NIES-65, 249 nucleotides long. The record is from the annotation of a GenBank genome assembly. Lineage: Eukaryota; Viridiplantae; Streptophyta; Zygnematophyceae; Desmidiales; Closteriaceae.